AUGGAACACGAGAAAGCCGGCAGCGGCGAGCUCAAGCCUUACCGCAACAGCGAUGACGACUACGAAGGCAUGUCCAUUGGCCGCUACAUCGCUACUCGCAUUCCGACUCUCAAACCACCAAUGCAUAAGGCGCCCAACCCAUUCAAGCUCCUCGCGCUGCUCAAUUUCCAGCAAUGGAUGUUCUUCCUUGUCGGGUUUUGCGGCUGGACCUGGGAUGCAUUUGACUUCUUCACCGUCUCACUCACAGUGGAGGAACUAGCGGAGCAAUUCAGCACGCCAGAGAAAGAAUAUACCAAUGCAGAUAUCACAUGGGGCAUCACCUUGGUGCUGAUGUUUCGCUCUGUGGGAAGUGUCAUAUUUGGCAUUGCUGCCGAUCGAUAUGGUCGCAAGUGGCCUUUCAUCGUUAACAACAUCCUCUUCAUCAUUCUCGAGCUUGGGACAGGCUUCUGCAAUACAUACAGCCAAUUUCUAGCAUGCAGAGCGCUGUUUGGUAUAGCCAUGGGCGGUCUAUACGGCAAUGCAGCAGCAACGGCGCUAGAAGAUUGUCCAGAAGCAGCCAGAGGUCUGAUAUCGGGCAUGUUACAGCAAGGAUACGCAUUUGGCUACUUAUUGGCCGCCGCUUUCGCAAGAGGUCUGGUAGAUACAACAUCACACGGAUGGAGGCCCCUGUUCUGGUUUGGCGCAGGUCCUCCCGUUCUGAUCAUCCUCUUUCGCCUUGCAUUACCGGAGACCAAGUCAUACCAAGAACGAGCGGCGGUCAGAAAGGCAUCAGGAGGCGUCACAUCAACCUUCCUUUCCGAAGGCAAGGUUGCCCUGCGAAAACACUGGCUCCUCCUCCUCUACCUGGUCCUCCUCAUGGCAGGCUUCAACUUCAUGUCCCACGGAUCGCAGGAUAUCUACCCUCUCAUGCUCAAAAAUCAAUACAGCUUCUCCGCCGACGCUGUCACCGUCACACAGGUCGUUGCCAAUCUUGGCGCCAUGACAGGCGGCACGGUCAUCGGCUUCUGUAGCCAGAUAUUUGGGCGAAGAUUCAGCAUUAUCUUCAUAUCCAUCAUUGGUGGGGCAUUGUUGUACCCAUACAGCUUCGUUGGUAGCCACAAGAUCAUGGCCGCUGCCUUCUUCGAGCAGUUUUGCGUACAGGGCGCUUGGGGUGUCAUCCCUAUCCACUUGAUGGAACUUUCUCCUGGCUCUUUCCGUACCUUUGUGGUUGGGACUUCAUAUCAGCUUGGCAACCUGGUAAGCAGCGCGAGUAGCACUAUAGAGACUACUAUCGGAGAGAGAUUCCCACUCCCGCCAAAGGGCAAGACCAAGCGAUAUGAAUAUGGCAAAGUGAUUUGCAUCUUCAUGGGUUGCGUUUUCGCGUAUGUCAUUGUCCUGGCAUUGAUCGGGCCCGAAAAGUUGGGUAAAGACUUUGGCGUUCACGCUGAUAGCGAUAUCAAGGAGGCAGCUGGUGAAGACAGAGUCUUGGCAGUUAUUGGAGGCGGGCGGCACAGUGACGAGGAGAGCAGUGGGAGCGAGAAGGGUGGAGUUAGUAAGAAGGAGAGCGCUAUCUAA
Molecule: messenger RNA, 1554 nt
Organism: Bacidia gigantensis
Lineage: Eukaryota; Fungi; Ascomycota; Lecanoromycetes; Lecanorales; Ramalinaceae
Exons: 2
Coding region: 1-1554 (517 amino acids)
Biological process (GO): plasma membrane lactate transport
Cellular component (GO): plasma membrane
Molecular function (GO): secondary active monocarboxylate transmembrane transporter activity
Source: RefSeq, a predicted model, not a curated record